Molecule: messenger RNA, 1626 nt
Organism: Neodiprion fabricii
Lineage: Eukaryota; Metazoa; Arthropoda; Insecta; Hymenoptera; Diprionidae
Exons: 3
Coding region: 294-959 (221 amino acids)
Source: RefSeq, a predicted model, not a curated record
GUCAAAUUCUGUCUUAGGAGGAUAUAAAAUUUCAACAAUAAUAGUUUAGGAAUGACGAAGAUAUUUAUUUGAUUGUUCGCGUUUUAGCAAUAAUCUUUACAUAUAUUUACGGCAUGUAAUAUAAGGAAUGAUGGAAUUGAAUCGUUAUUACGCGCCUCGAGAAUUGUCAAAGUUCUGUCUGUAUCAAAGCUCGAACCUGUCACGGCGGUGAACGCCAGUCAACGAGUGCUGACGAAUACCAGAUAUCGUGUGAAAUUUUUUUCUUCUGAUUCCAUUCUAAAUGUCAGAAGAGAAUGAAGCGUGUUGCCGGUCGAAAUUUGAAAUUCAUAGUAAUCACGUGUUAUUGCUUGUGUAUAACGAUAACAAAUUGUGAUGAUAAUUUGAUUAUUACAAAACGCAAUUUGUUAAAGUCGAUUCCUGAAUCGCGGGCUGGUAACCCGUCGAAACAUGUUCCAGUACAAUCUUUUAAAAGCACUGAUGAUUCGAAAUUGUCAGACUCUAGUAGCUCAAAACUUACGAACUCAUCACAGGAGAAAAAUUCCCCUAUCCAAAAUGUCGAAGAUAGUGAUAGCGACAUUAAAUCCAAAGAUAAUCGAACCGUAACCUUACUAACUGAUCAAGUCAAAAAGGAGGCAAAUCUUGAUUUGAACGUCACCGCCCCACAAACGACGAUACAGCCUCAAAUACUUGGCCCAAAUUUGUCUGUGAACACAGGUGCGUUGUGGCGUGGCAUUUCUGUUUUCAUGGGUCUGACUGUACUCGUGAUCGCCUAUAUUAUCCUACGUUGCGUAAGGUUAAGCAAAAAUCGUACUCAAAUGGUUCGAAAGUACGGUGUCCUUGCGCACAGGCAAGAUGUUGAAAUGCGGCCAUUGCCAUUGGAUGACGAAGACGAAGACGACACGACUGUAUUCGAUGCCAGCGAAAUAGGGAUCCAUGACAAACAUCGGCAAACUGCGUAGUCACAGAGCGGGACACGAUUUUCAACCAACUCAAUGAAUCAGGUAUGCAAGAUGAGGCAAAUUGUAUUUGCUUUGUACGCUAAGAAACCUUAUAUGUACGAUUGAUAACAAGUGCAUGAGACUGAAUGAAUGUUGCACUAUUGAUGAAUGUUGAACCAAGCAAUGCAAUAUCAAGGAGUAUUUUAUUCCCCUUGUGUGGAAUAUGCCAUUAGAAAUGUAUUGUGAAUUUACCAUUCAUAAUAGAAAAUGCUCUGUAAAUAUGAGUGUAACUACAUGACUAAAUUUGCCUAUCAUGGUUUUUGAGCUUUAUUUUGUAUAAGUUAUGAUAGACACAAAAUUUUGUUAUUAAUGUUAUAUGUAAGUAUAUAUAGACAUAUAUAUAUUUUUUGGCUAUACAAGCACAUUUUAUUCGGUUAAAUAUUCAAUAUAUUAUAAUAGUAAAUCUAAAAUUUUCAUUUUAACCGAAUAAAAAUACUAUUGUAAUUUAUGAUUAAAACUGUGAUCAGAUUUCAAAUUUUUCUGCGCUCAUACGUGUCCUCAAAACACGUGGUAAAUGAGUCGUGUUAAUAUCUAAAGUUUCAAAGAUAAAUAUUAUAGUUGAGUACAGAAUGUCUAUAUUUUAUUUAACACUAAGGAUUUAUAAUAAAAAUAAUGUAUAAAAGAUAAA